AUGAGCCAUCGCAAGCCUCGAACUCUCCUCCUAACCCUCGACGCCUUCGGCACAGUCUUCCACCCCCGCCGCCCAGUCCCUGAACAAUACGCCGAGGCCGCGCACGCCUUCGGCCUCCCCCGCUCAACCAUCACAGCUGACGGCCUCAAAGCAGCCUUCAAAUCAACAUUCAAGAGACAGUCGCAGACCCACCCAAACUACGGCCGAGAGGAUGUCCUGCGCGGCCGGUAUGGCGGGCCACGGCAGUGGUGGGAGGAGGUCAUCCGAGGGAGUUUCGCGCAGGCCCUGACGACAAGGGGGCAGGGAAGCAGCAGCAGCUCAGUCGAUGGUGCCGUUCCCGAUGCGCUGGUGUCGCAUCUUCUUGAUCGCUUCGCGGGUAGCGAGGGCUAUGCGCUUUUCGACGACGUGGGCCCGUUCCUUGCGGUGAUAAGGGCGGUGAAGAGCCGGCGGCGGGGGCUUGGGCCGUUUGAGCGCGUGCUUGUGGGUGUGAUUUCGAAUUCGGAUGAUCGGGUUCCGGCGGUGCUGAAGGCGUUGGGGUUGACGGUGGGUGAUGUGCGGGCUGAUCAGGGGGUUGAGAGUAUGCGGUUGCCGGGGUUUGAGGAGAGGGAGGCCAACCGCAAGGAUUCGUCUACGAUAGAUAAAGUGGAUGAUGUCGAUCUGGUGAUUACCAGCUACGAGGCGGGAGAGGAGAAGCCGAGUCGGGUCAUCUUCGACGUGGCGAGGAGGCAGGCUCGGCGCUUGCUUGGGGACGAGGGCGAAUCGGGUGUCGACUGGGUUUGUGUCCAUGUUGGGGAUGACUUUGACAAGGACUAUCAGGCUGCCUUGAAUGCCGGAUGGGAUGGGUACUAUCUUCCUCGUGGGGGCGUCGCCCAUGACACGCAAGGUAAUAAGACUAUCCACUCGCUUAUGGAUUUGAUUCCAGAGCUCGAAGCAUAUAGAUGA
Molecule: messenger RNA, 942 nt
Organism: Aspergillus pseudoviridinutans
Lineage: Eukaryota; Fungi; Ascomycota; Eurotiomycetes; Eurotiales; Aspergillaceae
Exons: 1
Coding region: 1-942 (313 amino acids)
Source: RefSeq, a predicted model, not a curated record